This is a messenger RNA of Lucilia sericata (common green bottle fly), 2516 nucleotides long. RefSeq names its product head-specific guanylate cyclase (gene Gycalpha99B). Gene Ontology annotation, biological process: response to oxygen levels; cGMP biosynthetic process. The transcript has 8 exons. Bases 231 to 2243 code for a protein of 670 amino acids. Gene Ontology annotation, cellular component: guanylate cyclase complex, soluble. NCBI's taxonomy places the organism in Eukaryota, Metazoa, Arthropoda, Insecta, Diptera, Calliphoridae. The record is from RefSeq and is a predicted model, not a curated record. Gene Ontology annotation, molecular function: guanylate cyclase activity; heme binding.
UGUCCCUUUAGUUCCUGUACUUCUGGCAAGUGAAUAAGUUGACAUUUCAAGGAAUAAGAAAACCAAAGAAAAUGUCCUAAACAAAGAAAGCAAUAAAAAUUUUAAGGUGAAUUAUAAAUAAAAAGAAACAAAUAAACAACAAUUUUUAUUAAAAAAUUUUUCAUUGCCUGCUGCAGUUGCUGCCUGUUUGUUUGACUGACUGACUGAAGAGGCACUUGUAGACAUUUACAAUGGCUUGUCCUUAUUUUCGUCGCACUGAUUCAUUGCCACGUCAACCCUCAGUGGUGGCGGAACCUUCUGCCAAUUGGACUUUGGAAGAUGAGGAACAACCAGAUGAUGCUCUUACAUUAACCCAUUUGCAAAUGGCCAUACAGCUAUUGACAGCUCCUUCGAACGAGGACUUAAAUACUGCUGUUACAUCUUUAAUUUCGAAAUACAAUCAAAGCUGGCCAAAUAUUUCAAAAUUACGCAUUGAUUUGGAUACUUUAAAAAAUAUACCCAAUUAUGAUUAUCUGGGUGAUAUACAAGACAUACUUUUGGAAAUGGAUGAAUCGAGUGCUAGUGAGAUAUUAGUACUGCUAGGUGAAGAGCUAAUAAUAACUUGCUGUACGGGAAUCAUAGAGAGAGCUUUUCGUUGCUUGGGCACCGAAUUACAAGAGUUUUUGGGUUCCUUAGAUGGAGUAUAUGAUGUAUUGAAAUUUCAAGAGGAAGAGGACUGCAGCGAUACUGGCUUUGUAUGUGCUGGUGAUGGUGAAUUAAUUUUCACCUCCGAACGUCCUGUAAUUGCUUGGUUGUUGUUGGGUUCUUUAAAGGCCUUGACUCGUAUACUGUUUAAUCUACAGGUCAAUAUAAAAAUUGAGCCUGUGGAGGGUGAUUGUCGCCGUUAUCGCUAUUUGUUUUCUUUGGCUAAAGACGGUCAUGCUAGGGAGUCACAGGUAUUGAAAGCCGAAGAACUGCCCAUGCAACGUAGCAAUUCUACUAGCGCUGCCGAUUUAUCUAUGAAUUCCAGCUCAUUUUGCAAAGCUUUUCCUUGGCAUUUUAUAAUGAAUGAAGAAUUGGAACUGGUGCAGUUGGGUCGUGGUUUUAGCAAAUUGUAUAAACCUUUCUUAGCAGAUUACGGUUGUUUAGCUACCACCUAUUUUGAUUUUAAACGUCCCAAGGGUUUAAACAUGAAGUUUAGAGACAUUGUACGCCGUACUUACACACCCUUUUUAAUUGCUUUAAAAAAUCCUCCUGAUGUACAGGAAUUUACAGCUAAAGGCCUGGAAAUCAAGGGUCAAAUGGUGCACUGUCCCGAAUCAAAUUCUUUACUCUUUAUGGGUUCUCCAUUUUUGGAUGGUUUAGAUGGCUUGACCUGCAAUGGUCUUUUCAUCUCCGAUAUACCAUUACAUGAUGCUACACGCGAAGUGAUUCUAGUGGGAGAACAGGCUAGGGCUCAAGAUGGUUUACGCAGGCGUAUGGAUAAACUUAAGAGUUCUAUAGAAGAGGCCAAUGCGGCUGUAACCAAGGAACGUAAGAAGAAUGUCAGUCUUUUGCAUUUGAUUUUCCCAGCCGAAAUUGCUGAACGUUUAUGGUUGGGUGCUAGCAUUGAUGCCAAGACCUAUCCCGAUGUCACCAUACUCUUCAGCGACAUUGUGGGCUUCACCAGCAUUUGUUCUCGUGCUACACCCUUUAUGGUCAUCAGUAUGCUGGAAAGUUUAUACAAAGAUUUCGAUGAAUUUUGUGACAUGUUCGAUGUUUACAAAGUGGAGACUAUAGGCGAUGCCUAUUGUGUGGCCAGUGGUCUACACCGAGCUUCCAUCUAUGAUGCUCACAAGGUGGCUUGGAUGGCUUUGAAAAUGGUGGAUGCCUGUUCCAGGCAAAUAACCCAUGAUGGUGAGCAAAUCAAAAUGCGUAUAGGUUUACAUACUGGAACUGUUUUGGCGGGAGUUGUGGGACGCAAAAUGCCACGUUACUGUUUGUUUGGUCAUAAUGUUACUAUUGCCAAUAAGUUUGAGUCGGGCAGUGAGGCUUGUAAAAUUAAUGUUAGCCCCACCACAAGAGAAUGGCUUAUUAAGCAUCCCGGAUUUGAUUUCAACUUACAACCCCGUGAUCCCUCUUGCCUACCAAAGGAAUUUUUCAAUGCCGGCAAUGGCACCUGUUACUUUUUGGAAAAAUAUCGUCAUCCUUCUAUGGAUGAGAGUCUACCCCUGGACGAUCAUAUUACCGCGGCCAUGAAAUCUAUAACAACUUCAGCAAAUUAAUAUUAAAGCGUUCAUUGUUAUUCGAUUAAGGAAAAUCUCAAAAAUUAGCUUUAUUUAAGAACUUAAUGUUAUGGAAUUGGUAUUGAAUCAAUCAAUUAAUCCUUGCUCACUUAUACCACUUUCUGGUUAAUUUCUUUUAAGUUCUCACUUAACUUCAGCAUGUAUUUUAGUGACAAGAACUUGCAUGUAUUCAAAUUAAAACCAAGUGUUUGUUAAUUUAAAAUAAAAAUAAAAUAAUACUAAUUUAUUCAAUAAAUCACGAUAAAUUACAUG